AUGAUUACAGGUACUUCUAUGACAAGUCAAGCGCCAACUACCAUGAAUCCAACUGGUUAUUGUAUGAAUGGAACUCAUAUAAUAUUAAAUAAUGGUACGUGUGUCUCAAGAGCAGAUGAACAAGCGUAUCUUGUCUCGGUAAUACUUGGUAAUUCUUCUAAUAGUACUGCAAAAUCUGAUGCUCUUCAGUCAUAUUUAAAUGUAAUUAAUAAUUCAACUGUAUCAUCAAAUUCUAGUAAUACUUUAUCAAUUGGACAAAUUAAUCAGGUAGUUGGUAGUUUAACAUCUGAUAAUUAUUCAAACGCUAACGGAGAUUCAUUUAUCCUUCUGACACAGCCUGGUACAAAUCUUACUAAUAAAACGAUAAUAGGUGUUUCCUACGCACCCAUUCGUAAUGAUACAAUUGUGAAUACAGCAAAUAAAGAUAAUGUAACUGAUCGAAUCCAACAAGUAAUAGGUAUUAUGGAACUAGAAUCGUUGAGUGGUGCUACGUCUUUCAAUAUGUUGCUGAUCAAUAAUCCUUCUUCAUUUCAAAAUCAAGAUAAUUCGAGCAGCGGAAUAAAAGUAGUAUCAUCGAUUGUUAUUUCCACGGUGAACACAGCAAAUUAUGUAAAUAAUCUAAAUAUUGGAUUAUAUUUUCAAGUUUUACAGUUUUAUGGUGCUGGAACACACAUGUGUGCAUUUUAUAACACAACAACCUCUCAAUGGGAUAAUGCCGGUUGUUCACCAGCAGUUUAUAAUCCAAUGUUUAACCGAUAUGAAUGUAAUUGUAAUCAUUUAACAUCUUUUGCUCUUAUUUGGUUACCACCACCAUCGAAUAGUAUAGACAGUCAAUGGGAUAUUCAAGAUACGAUAUCGAUUGUAGUUGAAGUUCUUUCAAUUGCAUGCUUCAUAGGUGUUCUAAUUCAUAUGAAUUUAAAUUGUAAUAAAGAUUCAAUGGAUUAUACUCAAAAAAGAAGUGUAUUACCAUUGAUUUCAGUUGGAAUAACAAUGAUUCUUUUUAUUUUUUAUAUUGCACUUGGAUUAACAGUUUAUUUCGGACGUCGAUCAUCAAAUACUUCUAAUACGCAACAAAACAAUCCAGACGGACGUUCCUUAGAUGUUUUGUCUCCUCGAAUAAUUUCUCCAACUGGAAUAUCUAAUAAUACUUUUACUCCAUGUGAAUCAGUCGAACUUGGAUUAAUGCAUAUUGUUUAUUUCUUAAUUAUUUUUAUGUUUGGCGUUAAAACAAGUGUUGCUUAUUUUAAUUAUAAACAUUUUGUUCAAUUAUUUCCUCCACCGAACCGUCGAUAUCUUUUUAUUGCCCUUGGCAUAUCAGCUCUUAUUGGCAUAAUUUUUAUGAGUUGUGCUGCUGGUAUUAAUAAUAAUUCAUCACAUAAAAUUAUUCAAAUAUAUCUCAACAAGAUUUGUUGGUUUACACAUGAUGUUAUCCACUACUUUUUAACUAUACCGAUAUGUAUAUUUCUCGCAUUAAAUAUCAUUUCAAUCUUUUUAGUUGCAAGACACGAAAUGAAAUCUUCUAGUGACGAGAAGUCCAAAAUAAGACAUCGGCGAAGAAAAUAUUGUGUAAUUUUUCUAUUAAUAUCUUGUCUUACUCAAGGUUUAAGUUGGGCCUUUGGCUUCUUAAUUACAAAUCUCGAUGCAGAACGUGCUGAUAUAGCUGGUUGGUUUUUUGUUAUUUUCAAUGGAUUGGAAGGUGUCUGGGCUAUACUUUUAUAUUGUAUUAUUCGAAAAGAGAAAAUAGAUGAAGACGAAGGAAGAGAGGAAAGACGUAAAGACAACGACAGACCGGCUGAGUAUGUGGCAUUACACGAUUUGAGUACUCAUAGACCAGACAGUUCAAUUGAUAAUCAAAACGAUGAGACGAUAUCCAGACAAUUGACAGCUUUGAGAAGUGAUCCACUACGUAAUUCAUAUGCUGAUUUAGAUGAAAUACAUAUCCAACAUCGCCCUCGUCAUGGUGAUAAGGAUAAUUUAGAUGAAUUGAACAUGCAUCAUCGCCCUCGUCGUGGUAAUAGUGAUGAUCAGUAA
Adineta steineri is the source of this 2031-nucleotide messenger RNA. NCBI's taxonomy places the organism in Eukaryota, Metazoa, Rotifera, Eurotatoria, Adinetida, Adinetidae. The record is from the annotation of a GenBank genome assembly.